CGGUUUUUGUAUUAAGGGCGCACGGGCGCCGCCCCUCCGUUCAAAAUUUCCAUCAAAUUUGCAUUAUAUUAUCAUUACUUCUAUUGAGAAACCGUAUCAUUUGUUUCCGAUAAAAACGCACUAAGCUGCCCAUUCGGAAUCGACUUUUAACAUGAUAUUGUUUGCAAUCCGGUAGAAUGACAGAGGGCCCGCCCUCUCCCGGGCGCCGACAAAGCAAGUGUCUAUGCUAGAAUGACAAGUAAUGUUGCAGAACGUUAUGAAUAAAGCAUUUUAAUUGGCCAUUUUUUCCUUCGGUCUUUGGGCGCACUACAUGUGCGACCCGGCCAAUUAUAUCGCAUUCUAUUUGUAUACUGUUGUGUUAUUGGACGAGUGUUCGAGAUGGCCUGUCAAUCAGACGUCAACCUAGCUAGCCUAGAACUACGAUUUACCCGCCUUGAAGAAGCUUGCGUGAAAGUGAAGAGAUUUUUAAGUAUCGAUUGUUUUUAAGAUGGCCCGACUGUUAACAGCAAAGGAAAAUUCGGUGGCUUUGUUGAAGCAAUAUCCGUUCAUCCGUCGUUCUGACGAAGAUAAGAAGAGGGUGAAAGUCCUUGGACCUGACUGUCCUGAGCUCCUCAUCAGCCAGAGCACCACCGAUCGUGGAAGGACGUACGUCAGGACCUUUUCUUCCAGUGUGUAUGGUCGCUGGAAUUGGCUUACGGGAUGCGAAGUGAGUAAUGCCCUGUACUGCUUCCCGUGUCUGUUGUUUCAAAGUCCUGGGACAGACAUUUGUUGGGUGACAUCUGGGGUGACGGACUUGAAACACCUGGGGGAGAAGUGUAAAAAGCACGAAAGCAGCAGAAGCCACCUAGACAACAGCUUGAAGCUACGCCUGUUCGGAAGGCUUAGCAUCCGGGAACAGCUUGAUGAAGGCUACAGAGUUGGAAUUAGAAAACAUAACGAGGAAGUGACAAAGAAUCGGCACAUUUUGUCACGAAUAAUUGACUGUGUAAAAUUCUGUGGGGCAUUUGAAUUGGCGUUGCGUGGACACGACGAAAGUGCGGACUCAAACAACCCAGGCGUCUUUCUCGGCUUGGUCGACUUUGUUGCCUCAAUUGACAGCACACUGAAAGAGCACUUGGAGACAGCAACUGUAUUUAAAGGCACCUCAAAAACGAUACAGAACGAACUGCUCGAUUGCAUGUUUUCCGUGGUGAGGGAGCAGAUUCUGAAAGAAGUUAAGGACAGUGAUUUCAUUGCCAUCCAGGCCGACGAGACAACGGACAUUAGUACCGUGACCCAACUGGUGCUAGUGCUGCGUUACAUCGACAGCAAAAUGAACGUGCAGGAACGAUUCUUCGAAUUCAUUCCCCUGCAGUCAUCAACAGCCGUGAACAUUGCCACAGAGCUGAAAGAACGCCUUUCCAUAAUCCUUCCCGAUCAAAAAGAAAAAGAAAAACUCAUCUGCCAAGCUUAUGAUGGAGCGAGCGUAAUGAGAGGUGCCACUGGUGGUGUUCAGAAGCGAAUAAAAGAGGACUACCCAAAUGCGCACUACAUCCACUGCUACGCGCACCAGUUGAACUUGAUCAUGGAACAAGCCACCAGUCACAUUUCUAAAGUAAGGAACUUUUUUUCGGACCUUGGUGGCUUUGCCAGUUUUUUUUCAAGAUCACCCAAGAGGACCAGUGUAUUGGAUGAAAUGGUUUCCCGCAGGCUGCCAACUUCCAGCAAGGUCAGGUGGAACUUUCACAGCCGCGCUGUCAACACGGUGUUUGAACACAGAGAGGAUCUCAUCAAAUGUUUCCAUGCCAUACGAGACUCGGGAGACUUCGAUGAAAUCACCGUGAGAGAGGCAGGAGCAUAUGCAAGGAUCCUGGAAGACCCAGACUUCAGGUUCUUCCUGCAACUUUUUCACCAGAUCAUGCCCCUUGUAGACACUCUCUAUGCCAGGCUACAGAAGAGGAGCAUCGACUCAGUGUACAUUAAGAGAUGCAUCCAAAGAUUCCAGGAGGACAUACAGAAGAUCAGAGAUUCUCUCCAUGCCAUGACAGUGGAGCACAGCAGUCUAUCCCUGCAAUCAAGAAAACGUGUGGCUCUCUCUUCAGAGGAUCACCAACGAAUUGCAGCUGAAGUCUGUGAUACCAUCCUGGGGCACACCAGAGAGAGGUUCCAGUUCACAGACCAUCUCAUCUGUGCAACCCUCCUGCAGUGCGAUCGGUUUGAAGAUUAUCAAGUGGAUUUUCCAGAGGAGGCUCUUAAAACCACAGUGAAGGCUUACCCUGUCCUUGACAGCAGCAGGCUGAAGACAGAGCUAGAACUCCUCUACAGCAACGAGGAAUUCAGAGCGUGUAGUGGUGCGGUGGACUUCCUCCAAUUCUUUAUGGAGAACAACUUGGGGGAGCUUUUUUCAGAGACGGUAACCCUUUUGAAAAUACUUGUCACCACACCAAUGACGACAGCAGAAGCAGAGAGGUGCUUCUCGACUCUUAAGCGAGUGAAAACAUUCCUGAGAAACACAAUGUCGCAAGAUCGCCUCAACGCACUGGCUACCCUGUCUAUGGAGAGGGCCAUAGUGACAGAGAUGACUGACUUUAACGUUAAAGUCAUUGACACAUUUUCAAAUUUAAAAGAGAGAAGGGCCAAGUUCCUCUACAAGUAGCACUUAAGCAUUUAAGCACUUUUGUUUGUGUGUGUGUGUGUGUGUGUGUGUGUGUGUGUGUGUGUGUGUGUGUGUGUGUGUGUGUGUGUGUGUGUGUGUGUGAGAGAGAGAGAGAGAGUCAGUGAGAGAGAGAGAGAGAGAGAGAGAGAGAAUGAGAGAAUGAGAGAAAGAGUGUGUGUGUGAUCCGAAUACAUCAAAUACAUGUAAAUGUAUCCACUUUUCAUUACAUAAAAUUUUCACUUUGUAUUUCUAAUUUUCUGACUACCUGUGUUUCUUUCAAUAGUUAUUUGAAUGCACUGUCUUGAGCAGGUCAAGCUGAACAGGUUACCCCAAAAUACACCAGAAUGCAGGAAAUUGCAUCCUAGAAAUCCAAAAUUUUCUGGGGGGGGGCCCCCAGACCCCCCGCAAGGGAAUAGUCGCAAUAUUAAUUUCAUAGCUGAAAGUGUGCCCUACCUAAUA
This is a messenger RNA of Engraulis encrasicolus (European anchovy), 3094 nucleotides long. RefSeq names its product zinc finger MYM-type protein 1-like. Lineage: Eukaryota; Metazoa; Chordata; Actinopteri; Clupeiformes; Engraulidae. The transcript has 3 exons. The coding region runs from base 488 to 2635 and encodes 715 amino acids. The record is from RefSeq and is a predicted model, not a curated record. Gene Ontology annotation, molecular function: protein dimerization activity.